GUGUGUACAGACGUGUUCAGCAGACGUCCACUCACAGUGUGUGACCACACAUCCACCGCGACCUGCUGACACGGGGGGAUUCCCACGUCAGGAUGCCUCAUAAGAGCAAAAAAGAAAAGGAAUCCUCCAAAUCUGGAAGAUCUAAAAAAUCUGGAAGUAAAAAUGGCCCUGCAGGUGAUCAAGAUGGCUCCAAUAAGAAAGUGCCUCCUGCGACACAGCUGAUGAGGGUAAAGCAGCCGGGGUCACACUCGGCCAUGAAGAGGGAGAAGAGGUUCAGCACUUCCUCUUUUCCUCUCAGCGCUAACAGAGAGCUACAGAAACUACCUGCACUAGCUGAUGUGGCCCCAGCGGAGCAGGAGAAGCUCUUCAUCCAGAAGCUACGACAGUGCUGUGUUCUUUUUGACUUCCUGUCCGACCCGCUGAGCGACCUGAAAUGGAAGGAAGUGAAGCGGGCGGCGCUGAGCGAAAUGGUGGAGUACAUCACCCACAACAGGAAUGUCAUCACAGAGCCCAUCUACCCGGAGGUGGUGCACAUGUUUGCAGUGAAUAUGUUCAGAACAUUGCCUCCGUCGUCCAACCCUACCGGAGCAGAGUUUGACCCAGAGGAGGAUGAGCCCACACUUGAGGCUGCGUGGCCACACCUUCAGCUCGUCUAUGAAUUUUUCCUUAGGUUUUUAGAAUCACCUGACUUUCAGCCGAACAUAGCAAAGAAAUACAUUGACCAGAAAUUUGUUAUGCAGCUGCUAGAACUAUUUGACAGCGAAGAUCCCAGAGAGAGAGACUUCCUUAAAACCACCCUCCACAGGAUCUAUGGAAAGUUUCUGGGACUGAGAGCGUACAUAAGAAAACAGAUCAAUAACAUUUUCUAUAGGUUUAUCUAUGAGACAGAGCACCAUAACGGUAUAGCAGAACUACUGGAAAUACUUGGAAGCAUAAUCAACGGAUUUGCCUUACCACUAAAAGAAGAGCACAAGAUUUUUCUGUUGAAGGUUUUAUUGCCUCUGCACAAAGUCAAAUCACUCAGUGUCUACCAUCCGCAGCUGGCCUACUGUGUUGUGCAGUUUCUGGAAAAGGACAGCACUCUAACUGAGCCGGUGGUAAUGGCUCUACUAAAGUAUUGGCCAAAGACUCACAGUCCCAAGGAAGUGAUGUUCCUCAACGAACUGGAGGAAAUCCUGGACGUCAUCGAGCCAUCCGAGUUUGUGAAGGUGCAAGAGCCGCUCUUCAGACAGCUGGCCAAGUGUGUGUCCAGCCCACAUUUUCAGGUGGCAGAGCGAGCUUUAUACUACUGGAACAACGAGUACAUCAUGAGUCUGAUCAGCGACAACGCAGCGAAGAUUCUGCCCAUAAUGUUCCCAGCUCUGUAUCGCAACUCAAAGACCCACUGGAACAAGACGAUCCAUGGCCUCAUCUACAAUGCUCUCAAGCUCUUCAUGGAGAUGAAUCAGAAGCUCUUUGAUGAUUGCACACAGCAGUUCAGGGCUGAGAAAAACAAAGAAAAGGCAAAGUCAAAAGAACGUGAGGAGGCGUGGAUUAAGAUCGAAAACCUUGCCAAAUCAAAUCCACAGUUCUCUAUGUAUGUUGAUUCCUCUGACCUCAAUAGUCCUGUAGCAAUGGAGACGGAUGUUCCUUUGAUAGAAGAUGUUCAGAGGUUAAAAAAGACAGUUGAGGAGGGCGCGACUCAGUUGCAGCAUGACCAGCGGAAAGAGCGGCCUAUGGUGCGACGUAAAUCUGAGUUGCCUCAGGAUAUCUACACCACAAAAGCCUUGGAGUCCCACCGCAGAGCUGAAGACAUGUUGACCACCCAUGACGGACUCUAGGUCCCGCUACCUUCCGGCUCUUGGUUCAACUGCCCCUCCUACACUCGACAGCCAUGAACUCUGUGCAUCUACAUCCUUCUGGCCCCAUCACGGGCUCUUCCCACCUUCCUUAGUUCUUUUCAUUCCUGCUGCCCAAACCCCAUUAGCGCAGCACAUUGGGUCGGUGCAUCCAGUGCUAAAAUAAAGCCUGGAUCCACCUCCCUCAGAUUUCUGCUUUCUCAGGUUUUUUUCUUUAUUUGAAGAGGAGUGAGGGUGUGUUUGUCUUGGUUUUUUUUUCCUGUUUUUUUUUUUUUUUGUCCCGCACCACAUUCACUGUGUUGACCCCUUAUUUGCUCCAUCCUUCCUUCUCUUUGUUGUGCGCUCACUGUAAACACGGAACCUCGGAGGAUGGACACCACGACACUGGUUCCUUCAUUCCUUCUUGCAAACAUCGGAUUGGACUAGGAAACAUAGGAACUGACUGACUCACUGUCUAAAGAUCCUCUCUUGGUCUUUGCUUGGUUUUUCUUUUCUGUCAAAGGGAACAAAAAACAGAGCCUGUUGGUCAAAGGAAAGACUUCCCUGUCAGCCGUUGUCUUGUUUUCUACUUAUUUUUGCUCGAUCUAACAGACAUCUUGUCAGUGCCAAGACGUUGUGUUCUUUUUGUUUCAUAGGUAUGUUCUUAUCUGUGACUUUAACGGGGACACUUGCCUUUGUUGUUGGUCACCGGUGUUUGAAAGUUGUUUUUUUGUUUUGUUUUGUUUUUUUUCUGUUUUUAUUUAGCACAUUCAAGACCAAACCGAGGCCUGUCCUUAGCCUUGCAUUGUCUAGGAAGAUGGCGAGGAAAGGUGAAGUUGUCCUGUGGACAUCUGACACUUUUCCAUUUUAUUGUUUUGUGCCAUAUGCCGCUCUUUUAUAUGCUUGCUUCCUUACGUUCAUCGGCAAUAUUUGAAAAUCAGACCAUAGCGAUACCUAGAUGGUUCAAACAAUGGUACUUAAAUGUGUUUGAGUUAAGUAGAUUACAUAGGCUGGAUGAAAAAUGUAUGCAUUUGCUAUAUAGACGCAUAUUGCAGCUGUGUUAUCAUGGUGGAAGUAGCAAGGUAACGCCGCACAAACUAGCUGUAAAAGUGGGAAGGGUCGAACACACCUUUUGAAAUGUUCAACUUGAGUGGGUUUUUAUACACUGUGUAAUGAAAGGGGAUGAGUACCUUUGUAAAGGAAACAUAAUUGGAGAUUUAUGUCUUCAUUAUUAAAUGGAAGAGGAGACAUAAUGUUUUUUCACCAGUUAAAAUGUCAACAUCUAAAAUGUGUACUGGCUGUCAGUUUGAAGCAGCCGUUGCUAAGAAAGAACCUCUGCACAUUAUGUUUUAAGCAUAAAAUUAUUGGUUUUAAAUAGGGGUGCACUUAUCUAUCUGUUUAAAAUGUAUUUUUUGGCUGCCACCAUUAUUUGGAACUAACAUGGGAUUCAGUAAUACUGUGCAGUGGCCAUGAUUUAUCUGUUGUAUGAGCGCUGCCCCUGAUUUAACCACAGCUGAUUCAACCACAGCUGAUUUUACCCACAGCACUUGAAAGCACCACAACUCCAUAUGGUAGAGCCAAGUUCAAGAUGCUACCGAGUCAUUGUUAAAGUGUCUUACCUGAAUUACCAGUGGCCUUGUUAUGUGCUAUUGGUUAUCGUCUCUGCUGGUAAGUGAAUACACUAAAUUACAGCUAAUUUCAUUCAAGUUUUUGAUGUAAACUGAGUUAACGCGUGCUAGCAUGCUAAUACUUAGCGCGCUAGCUGGUAGCAUGCUAGCAGUUAGCAUCAACAAAAUGGGUCAAUUAGUAAUAAUCAUCAUCAGCGUUGACUUUUAGGCAGUUAUUUUCACCAUGUGUAUCUCCGAAGAAUUACAAGAUGACUACAUCCCUGUUGUGGUUUUAUCCAUAAUGUAUUAAUGAUAACCACAGGGGCAUGAGGUGCUAGUAGCUAUUCAAAUACUGUCAUCAGGUGUUAGCUCCUACUCUUUGGUUUUUGGCAUGUUUGUGUUGCCACCUUGCCUAUUUCCUAUCUCGAUUGCAGGUUAAAGUACCAUUGUUUAAACUAUGGUGGUCUGCUAGAUUUCUUCAUAUUUGAUGUGUUGUAUUUAUUUGUCUUGUCCCUGGAGGUUAGUAGUGUGGAUGUCAGGUUUUGGAUUUUUUUUUUUUUUUUUCCUGGCCAUUCAGAGUACCCUAUACUGAAACAGACUGGUAUCAAAAAUGGCCACAAAAUGCCAGAUGCUGAAAACAAACUGACAUUGUGACUUGGCUUGUUAACUGUAUUAAUACUGUAUUUGCUUGAAUGCAAAAAGAUGUAAAUUAAAAGUACCAUGUUAAACAUGUACCUUUUACCCUGGAGGAAUGCCAUUCACCAAACUGAUUUAUUUCUGUUGUAGAGUUCAUUGCAUUUAUAAAAAAAAAAAACCAGUCCUGCUUGCUGGGAGAUAUGUUUUAUGGAUUUUAUGAAUUUGAGUAAGAGCUGUGUGAGGUUUAUUUUAGUGCUGAAAAUAAGUCAUCCAUGUUAACAAGAGAUGAUUUAAAAAUGAUUUGGUGGCUUGUGCUCAUUCUGCAGGCUCUCCUCUGCAGAUCUUUUAAUUUUAACAUAUUAUUUCCAAAACAUGAUAACUUAAAGUGUCCUUUUGUAUGUGACCUGUACUAUAUGAUUCAUUUAAUAUUGUAUAUAUGAUUUACCUUGUUUCAUGUAGUGUUAUAUAUCUAGAUUAAUUUUGUACAAAUUGUCCCUCUGUACAGAAUAAAACAUCAAUAGCAAGUGAAAGAAGUCAA
Molecule: messenger RNA, 4598 nt
Organism: Sphaeramia orbicularis (orbiculate cardinalfish)
Lineage: Eukaryota; Metazoa; Chordata; Actinopteri; Kurtiformes; Apogonidae
Gene: ppp2r5ca
Product: protein phosphatase 2, regulatory subunit B', gamma a
Exons: 16
Coding region: 93-1820 (575 amino acids)
Biological process (GO): signal transduction; protein dephosphorylation
Cellular component (GO): protein phosphatase type 2A complex; nucleus; cytosol
Molecular function (GO): protein phosphatase activator activity
Source: RefSeq, a predicted model, not a curated record